AACAGGAUAAUCACUAGUCUGAAGGAGGGCCUUGGUAAGAGGCUGUGAGAAAAGCAAGACGUCCAACUGUUCUGCUUUACAUCCUUACUGACACGUACUGCUUGUGCUUAAACACUAACUCAACUGGACCCCUCUACCCUUAGACCGCAUGGCCCUGACACCAGAAUUGAACAAACAGACCAAACUGAAGGAGGUAGCAGGGAUCCCACUGCAGGCUCCAACUGUGGACAACUGGAGGCAGAUUCAGACCUUCAAGGCCAAGCCAGAUGACCUCUUCAUUUGUACUUACCCUAAAUCAGGGACAACAUGGAUUCAAGAAAUUGUGGACAUGAUUGAGCAGAAUGGGGAUGUAGAGAAGUGCCGACAAGCCAUCACUCAACACCGCCCCCCUUAUAUUGAGUGGGCACGGCCACCCCAGUCAUCAGGGGUGGACAAGGCCAAUGAGAUGCCAGCUCCAAGGAUAUUAAGGACCCAUCUUCCCACUCAGCUACUGCCACCAUCUUUCUGGACAAACAACUGUAAGUUCCUUUAUGUAGCUCGAAAUGCUAAAGACUGCAUGGUUUCCUACUACCACUUCUACAGGAUGAGCCAGGUGCUCCCAGAGCCAGGCACCUGGGAUGAGUAUUUUGAAACCUUCAUCAAUGGGAAAGUAAGUUGGGGAUCCUGGUUUGACCAUGUGAAAGGAUGGUGGGAAAUUCGAGACAGAUACCAGAUUCUCUUCCUCUUCUAUGAAGAUAUGAAGAGGGACCCAAAGCAUGAAAUCCAGAAGGUGAUGCAGUUCAUGGGCAAGAAUUUGGAUGAAGAUGUUGUAGAUAAAAUUGUCCAGGGGACAUCAUUUGAGAAAAUGAAAAACAAUCCAAUGACAAAUCGUUCUACAGUCCCCAAAUCUAUCCUGGACCAGUCCAUUUCCCCUUUCAUGAGAAAAGGAAUGGUGGGUGAUUGGAAAAACCACUUUACUGUGGCCCAGAAUGAGAGGUUUGAUGAAAUCUAUAAGCAAAAGAUGGGCACAACCUCUCUGAACUUCUGCAUGGAACUCUGAUCAAGAUGUGAAGACACCAAGAACAGGAAUCUGUCUGCAAGCCUCAAUCCAGCCAAAGGAAGCCCUGAAAGCAAACUGUAAAUGCCAAGGAUUGUGUCUCUGACUCUGUGAUUACUAACAUCACAUUACAACUCAUAAAAGCAGAUUAUGUCCAAUGUAUACUUUGUCCACUAUUCGAUGUAAAUCAGUAAGACAGCUUAAUCAGCUAAUGAAUCAAACAACUUUGAAUAGUAUAAAUUUUAUGUUGGCAUUCUUCUAGAAGUUAUAGCCCGGAUUCUAACUCUGAAAUAACAACCUGAAGAGCAAACACACAAAUAAAAGAGAUCAUCUAAAUGAAAGUACAUGAAAUCCUAAUGACUUUUCUGCUCAAUAUGAUUUGCCAGGUUACAAUAGAAAGAAUCAGUUUGUGGACAACUUGUUGCAAUAUGUUCACAGGAAAAGGUUCUACCUGAUAGGAGGAAAGUGAGGGUAGGACUCCAAGGAGAUGUCAGAAAUCCAAAUGUUAGUAAAGGAAAUCCUAGUUCUGGGUUAUACAAGAAACAGAAGGAAGACAUGAGGGUGGCCUUUGGGAAGCACAAAUUAUACCCAGACAAAAGGAGAAUGGAGGCUUCGUGCUCAGCUUGGAGCCCAUUGAGUUUAGAUCUCCUGUCAUCUCUUCUAAGGAGAAGCUUGUUCUUUUGCCCACUUUAGCUGAGUCCAUAUUUGCUUGCCAGCAUAGUUACCUCCACAUCCCACCAGUUCUAUGUCUUAGGCAUCCUCUCCCUCCCAAUAACUGGGCAGUGUGGGCACACAGUCUGUUGCAUGAUAGCACAGAAGACAGACAGGCAAGCAUGUUUUAGGUCACAAUUUCUCAGCUUGAACCCUUUUACUUUAGUUGCAAACAGCAGCAUUGUUAAGCUGAGGGCAGUAGGAGGAGCCUGUGUUGUGAGGAGGAAUCCAGAGUCUACAGCAUGAGCUAGAAUGCCAUUUGCUUUCUAUCCCUCAAACCUACAAAGGUCAUGUGAUGAAGACUUGGGUAUGGCAUGUGUUACUGCCAGAAAGAGCAUUAGAAGGUGUUCUAGAAGUUAGUGGGUGGAAGCUAGGAAACUAGAACCUGACCUGAAAAGGAGUGAGUACUCCUGGCACUGGCUUUUCCUUCCCCUUGUUUCUUGGCCAUGGAAAAUUCAACAAAAAGAGGCGGGCAGUUUUGAUCUGCCAUUUACUCCCAUCAUGAUAGGCUGUGCAUCUCUACACAGAAUGUAAAUUCCAAAAACAAGAGCUAAA
Messenger RNA from Mus pahari (shrew mouse), 2302 nucleotides. Its product is annotated as sulfotransferase 1C2-like. Lineage: Eukaryota; Metazoa; Chordata; Mammalia; Rodentia; Muridae. The transcript is spliced from 8 exons. The record is from RefSeq and is a predicted model, not a curated record. The coding region runs from base 149 to 1039 and encodes 296 amino acids. Gene Ontology annotation, molecular function: sulfotransferase activity. Gene Ontology annotation, cellular component: cytoplasm. Gene Ontology annotation, biological process: sulfation.